This is a messenger RNA of Ramularia collo-cygni, 1632 nucleotides long. RefSeq lists its product as uncharacterized. Gene Ontology annotation, biological process: positive regulation of translation; nuclear-transcribed mRNA catabolic process, nonsense-mediated decay. The transcript has a single exon. Gene Ontology annotation, cellular component: nucleolus; cytoplasm. The record is from RefSeq and is a predicted model, not a curated record. The coding region runs from base 1 to 1632 and encodes 543 amino acids. Lineage: Eukaryota; Fungi; Ascomycota; Dothideomycetes; Mycosphaerellales; Mycosphaerellaceae. Gene Ontology annotation, molecular function: mRNA binding.
AUGCCGCCAAAGGUGCUGACCAAAAAUGGCGACCGCGGUGUCUUACCUGUCACCUCUACGGCGCGCGCUGCAGCGAAGGCACCGGCCCCGCGACUGAAGUUGGAAAUACGCCGUCUGCCGCCCGGCUUGACGCUGAGUGAAUUCGAGGAUGUCAUGGGCGAGGAUUGGAAGCUGGGCAACGGCAAGGUCGACUGGCGCGAAUAUCGACAAGGCAAAGUCAAGCAGGGCCUGGGCAAAGUCGCAGAGCAGAGCAGAUGCUACCUCCAUGUCGUCAAUGAGGCUCUAGUGAAGGAGCUGGAGGCACGAUUCCUCGCCGUCACCUUUCAUGACAGCGCGGGCACGCAUAAGAAUCCGGACCUCCGACAUCUUCCGCCCACUAUGGGAUUCGCCAUGAUGCAGCGCAUUCCGACGAACAGCAAAAUCCGUGCAGACAAUCGCCAGGGCACCAUUGACACUGAUGCCGAAUUCAUUGCAUUCCUUGAGGCCGAGACCCAGCCUAUCGUCAAGCCCGCAGCGCUCGRUAGCGUCAACCUGGACAAGGAUAGCACGGAGAAAGUUAAAGUCAAGACAACGCCGCUGAUCGAUGCCAUUCGCGAGAAGAAAGCCAACAAGGCAAAGGCAGCCGCGACCAAGGAUGACAAGAAGGAUGCCAAGGGUCAUGCGCGAAAGGACAGCAAGGAGGCUACUGUUGUGGCAAAAGAAGGCAAAGGUGGUAAGCCACAACAGCAGAAGGUGGAGCAAGCUUCAAAGGAGGCUGUCAAAGCACUGAAUAAGCAGGUCGCUGCAAGUAAACAGCAGCCACAGCAGCGAGCUGCAUCGCCUCAACAGCCGAUAGCCAAGGGCCCGGCAGUAGCAGGGAAAGCCAAGAAGGCGGGUCCAAGUUCCAAAGCACAAACAGCCGCUCAGCCACAACCAGCAAUCCCAACAGCGCCCGCAGCUGCGACAGCGUCCCAGAGUCCUGGGGCACAACGCCAGCGUCAACGUGGGAACAACGCGGAGGGGAUCAAAAAGAUGCUGCAAAAAGAUCUCGGCAUCAAACCGAAGCCCACACCAGCGGGACAGAAGGGCACAGUCGCUGGAGCUAGACCUGCCACUCCUGCUACAGGGAGCGCCAGAGACAAAGAGAAACCUUCAACAGCGCCAAACACCCCUUCAGGAAACACCCCUAAGAUUCCCACCGGCCCCAAGCAGCAGUCGCAGGCACAGCACAGUGUCGCUGCGCAGUCGUCUAGCAACAUUUCAACCACGAAAGCGUAUCUCAAACAUGCGAACCCAAGUCAAGGCAUGACAGAGAUCCUCAUCCAACAGGUGCUUUCUAAGUACGGCGAUGUUGCAAAUGUGACGAUAGACCCUCGAAAAGGUACCGCAAUUGCCAUAUUCAGAUCACCGGACGGGCUGAAGAAGGCGUUGGAAGCAAAAAAGGUUCCUGUAGCUAAUGGCAGCGUUGAACUCUUGGAAUUUAAAGACCGCAAUGGUGGUGGAAACGCAGGCAGUGGAGGUGGCGGCGGAGCUCGGGGUGGAUUCAGGGGAGGACGAGGCGGCGGCAGAGGUGGUAGAGGCGGAGGGAAUGCCGGUGGCGGACAAAGUGCCGCUUCGGUCAAAGCCGCGGCCAAGCCUGAAGGAGGAGUCUAA